Mugil cephalus (flathead mullet) is the source of this 1990-nucleotide messenger RNA. RefSeq names its product E3 ubiquitin-protein ligase TRIM21-like. Gene Ontology annotation, molecular function: ubiquitin-protein transferase activity; protein binding; zinc ion binding. The coding region runs from base 126 to 1802 and encodes 558 amino acids. The record is from RefSeq and is a predicted model, not a curated record. The transcript is spliced from 2 exons. Lineage: Eukaryota; Metazoa; Chordata; Actinopteri; Mugiliformes; Mugilidae. Gene Ontology annotation, biological process: protein ubiquitination.
GUCAAACUUAGUCAGAGCGACGGCAGAGCUGCAGUCCAGAUAAACUUCUGUGUUUCUGUCUGAAAAAAAUUCAUCUGAGUUCAUCUGUUCUUUCUCAACAUCUGACUCAAAUACUGUGUGUAGACAUGUCUGCUGCCAGAUGUCUGAGAUCUGAAGAUCAGUUUCUGUGCUCCAUCUGUCUGGAUGUGUUCACUGAUCCAGUUUCUAUAUCAUGUGGACACAACUUCUGCAAACACUGCAUCACUCAACACUGGGAUACUACUGGUCUAUGUAAGUGUCCCCUGUGUAAAGAGAUAUUCAACAUUAGACCUCAGCUGAAGACCAACACUUUCAUCCGUGAGAUGGUUGCUGAGUUCAGACAUGAAGCUCAACAGAAAGCCAGCAGCAGCAGCUCAAAGCAACAAGCUGCCAAACCAGGGGAAGUUCCCUGUGACAUCUGCACUGGAACCAAACUGAAGGCCCUGAAGUCCUGCCUGGUGUGUCUGCUCUCCUACUGUGACUCUCACCUGGAGCCUCAUCUGACAAUGUCAGGCCUGAAAAGACAUCAGCUGAUCCACCCUGUGGACAACCUGGAAGACAGGAUGUGUAGGAAGCACGAUAAACCUCUGGAGCUGUUCUGUAAGACCGACCAGACAUGUGUCUGCAUGCUCUGCUCCGUUUUAGACCACAAGACACAUGAAUUUGUUCCUCUGAAAGAAGAAUAUGAAGGAAAGAAGGUAGAGCUGGGGAAGACAGAGGAGGAAAUUCAGCAGAUGAUCCAGAAGAGACGACUGAAGAUUGAGGAGAUGAAAGAGUCAGUGAAGAUGAGUAAAGUUGCUGCAGACAGAGAGAAAGCAGAAGGUGUUCAGGUCUUCACUGCUCUGAAGGAGUCUGUUGAGAGAGGCCUGGACAAGCUCAACAAGGAGAUCGAAGACAAACAGAAAACAACAAAGAAACAGGCUAAACAUUUCAUCAAAGAUCUGGAACAGGAAGUCUCUGAGCUGAUGAAGAGGAGCUCUGAGGUAAAGCAGCUGUCACGCUCUGAAGACCACCUCCACCUCCUCCAAAGCUUCUCCUCCCUGAAAGCUGCUCCACCCACCAAGGACUGGACAGAGGUCAGUGUCUGUCCACCAUCAUAUGAGGGGACUGUGGUGAGAGCUGUGACUCAGCUGGAGGAGACACUCAGUAAAGACAUGAAGAUGCUGGUUGAGGCUGAGCUGAAGAGGGUCCAGCAGUAUGCAGUGGAUGUGACUCUAGAUCCUGAUACAGCACAUCCUAAACUCAUCCUGUCUAAUGAUAGAAAACAAGUUCACUGUGGUGACGUGAGGAAGAAGCGUCUAGGCAACCCAAAGAGAUUUUCUAGAUGUGUCAUUGUUUUAGGAAAGAAGAGUUUCUCUUCAGGCAGAUUUUACUUUCAGGUUCAGGUUAAAGAAAAGACCAAAUGGGAUCUAGGAGUGGCCAGAGAGUCAAUCAACAGGAAGGGAAGCAUCACUCUGAGUCCUAGGAAUGGUUACUGGUGUGUAAGUUUGAGAAAUGGAAAUGAACAUACAGCCAAUGUUAGUCGUCCAGUACAUCUCUCUCUUGGUUCUCGUCCUGAGAUGGUGGGGGUGUUUGUGGAUUAUGAGGAGGGUCUGGUCUCCUUUCAUGAUGUAGAUACUGCAGCUCUUAUCUACUCCUUUACUGGCUGCUCCUUCGAUGACAAACUUUAUCCAUACUUCAGUCCCUGUACGAAUGAUGGUGGUGAAAACUCUUCACCUCUGAUCAUCUGUCCUGUUGACUCAUACGAUGAGGAAACUGAUGAUUUCAUUGAUUUAUUUUCAUAAGAGAACAAAUGUCCCGUUUGUUUUCUACAAAUCUCACAUUAGUGGUUAUUUAGAGUUCGUUCUAAGUUUAAGUGUUGUGUAUAUCCCAAUACAAUUAUGCGGUGCAUUCAUCUAGAAUGCUCAUAAUAUGGAGACUCUCUCUUUAAAUAUCUGUGAAAUGCUUAAAGUUGUAUGAGUUUAAGAGUUUA